Micropterus dolomieu (smallmouth bass) is the source of this 2826-nucleotide messenger RNA. RefSeq names its product D-2-hydroxyglutarate dehydrogenase (gene d2hgdh). Gene Ontology annotation, molecular function: FAD binding; catalytic activity. The coding region runs from base 186 to 1802 and encodes 538 amino acids. The transcript has 10 exons. Gene Ontology annotation, cellular component: mitochondrion. Lineage: Eukaryota; Metazoa; Chordata; Actinopteri; Centrarchiformes; Centrarchidae. The record is from RefSeq and is a predicted model, not a curated record.
UCCCCGUCAACCUCAGCAGCUAGUUGUAAACACUGAAUGCGUGACAUGUUUUGGUAGCUUAACUGCCCUUGUACCUUACUGACAUAUCUCGCACUGACACAUGAUACGAAGAAAGACACACGGACCGAAAGAUGCGUGUUGUUAAGUGAGCGUAUGCAUGUCUUGCCACCUCUUAAUCUCCAGUCAUGGCGAGGAUUUUCUACACACAAAGGCUGUGGACAGCUCUCAGACAUCUGAGCCCACAUAUCACCUUCUCAUCUACAGCCACAGCCAGACUUUCACCUGUGAACCUCUACAGUCUGUUUCUUCCCACCACCUCAUGGCAGUUAGAAGUUUGCUGUCGAAAGCUGCACACUGGGGCGGACAGGCCCGAGCCUUGCCCUGCUGCAGCCCCAGACAGGCUGCCUUUCUCUAGAAUAACUCCGGAAGAUUUGGCCACCUUCAGGAAGAUCCUGCCAGGCAGAACCAUCACUGACCCAGACCUGCUGGAGUCAAGUAAUGUGGAUUGGCUCAAGUCAGUGAGAGGUUCCAGUGAAGUGUUGCUGAGACCUCAGACAACAGAGGAGGUUUCUCAAAUUCUCAAGUAUUGUAACAAUCGUAAUCUGGCGGUGAACCCUCAAGGAGGUAACACUGGGCUGGUUGGGGGCAGCGUCCCAGUUUAUGAUGAAAUCAUCCUCUCCACUGCCCUCAUGAACAACAUCCUUACCUUUGAUGGUAUCGCCGGCAUUCUGACCUGUCAGGCAGGUUGUGUCUUGGAGAACUUGUCCCUUUACCUGGAGGAGAGAGACUACAUCAUGCCACUCGAUCUUGGGGCAAAAGGCAGUUGCCAAAUUGGGGGAAACGUGGCAACUAAUGCAGGUGGACUCCGGCUGCUGAGAUACGGCUCCCUACACGGGACUGUGCUGGGGCUGGAAGUGGUGUUGGCAGAUGGGCAGGUCCUGGACUGCUUGGCCACACUGAGGAAAGAUAACACAGGAUAUGACCUCAAACAGCUCUUUAUAGGGUCAGAGGGCACACUGGGCGUUAUCACCGCAGUGUCUAUCCUUUGUCCACACAAACCCAAAUCUGUUAAUGUGGUUUUUCUGGGCUGUGAGACCUUUCAGAAGCUGCUGAAGACGUUUCAGCUUUGCAGAGGCAUGCUAGGAGAAAUUCUGUCAGCCUAUGAAUUUCUGGAUAGUGAAUGUAUGCGGCUGCUGAAUACACACCUCAAACUACCCAAUCCCAUCUCUGAUUGUCCUUUUUACGUCGUCAUAGAAACAUCUGGAUCUGACCCAACACAUGAUGGGGAGAAACUCAACAAUUUCUUUGAGGAGGCAAUGACAUCGUCAUUGGUUACUGACGGGACUGUUGCAACUGAAGAAUCAAAAAUCAAGGCUCUUUGGUCAAUGCGUGAACGCGUCACAGAGGCGCUGACUCACGAUGGCUUCACUUACAAGUAUGACAUCUCGCUUCCGGUGGAGCGGAUCUACCAGCUGGUGACCGACAUAAGAGAGCACCUGGGGGACCGGGCCAAGAGCGUGGUGGGAUACGGACACGUAGGAGAUGGAAACCUCCACUUGAACAUCACUUCUCCUGCCAAAGACCCCUCUCUCCUCGCCGCUAUUGAGCCCUUUGUCUACGAGUGGACGGCCAGCUGCCACGGCAGCAUCAGCGCUGAGCACGGACUGGGCCUGAAGAAGAGGAACUACAUCUACUACAGUAAACCAGUCCAGGCUGUGGCUCUGAUGGGUACUAUCAAGGCCAUGCUGGACCCCAAGGGUAUUCUCAAUCCAUACAAGACUUUACCAGAUAACCUGAAAUGACACGCUGUGGGGUAGGUGGUUAUGCAGAGCUCAUGCAGGAGCUCCAUUUUAGGUACACCCUUACUGUCACGUGGUUUUUAUGGCAGCUCAUGCCUUUUCCUGCGAUACCUUUGCACAGUUAGUGCAGAGCUGCAGAUUUCGCUAAGCAAGCCACAGACACCUUGUGACAUUUGUUUGCUCAGUAUCUAGAAGUUCAAGAAUUUAGUUUCAGAAUGACAGCUUCUUCAGCAAGCUGCUGACUUUGUACUGAGUCUAUAUAUAUGUAAUAUAACAAUUUAAAUUAAUGCUAAAAUGUAUCAACCACUUCUGCUGUUCACACUUCGAGAGCAACCUUAGUCCACAGAAUAUCCAAGUUUUAGGUGUUAAAUUAAGGACAGUUUGUAUAAUAGAUGAAAAGCUAUUUUUAAGUAUUGCUGGAAGGCAGUGAAUGAUCAUGACUGACAUCUGUAGCCAUUAGUGUACUAGCUAAAGCUAAUGCAAUCUAAUACACCAGGCCUGCAAUGAAUCCUCCAAUGUUCAGUUUUUGUUGAGACUUUUUAGGUGUUAAUUCAACUUUAUGAUCAUUUUGGAGGCUGCAGUUUGUACUGCACUAUACAGAGUGAAAACCCACUCGCUGACAUAAAAAGAGUGAACAAAAUGAUCUUACAACUGUUAUUGUAACUCAAAAGCACCACAAACUACAUGCCUCAAAAUGAUGAUAAAGUUGAAUCAACACCUCCCUAAAACAGUUUCAACAAAAACUAAACAUAACCUUCAUGAAGGUAGGAUUUAUUGCAGCAAAGUUAUAUUAGCCUAUUUUAGCAAGGUGUACCUAAUAAACUAACUGCAUCUUUUCUAAAAUCAGAACACAAGCUGGCUUAUCGUUAGGCAAGAGUGCAGUAAAUGUUUUAUUACAUGUAAAAAAAGACAAAGCAACAUUUCCCAAAACAAACCCAGCAUUUGUGAAUCAAUUCAUUUGUAACCGCAAACCUAGGCAACGUUUUCUGUUUAAAAUGCAUCUUGAAUAAAACAGUUUCCAAAUGAA